AUGGAGAACAUGAUGGUGGCGGGGAGUCGCAUGCGCAAGGAGCUCUCAGUGGCCGCCUCCAUCGACGUCUCGGGCCCAUCGGAGUCACACGGGCAGCUGCCGUGCGCCAUCUGCCAGCAGGCCAUUGGGGUGGACGCGGAGGGGCGUGAGUUCGUGCCAUGCGAGUGCGCCUACCGCAUCUGUCGCCCGUGCUACGAGUACAUCCGCGCACACGAGGGCAACCGCUGCCCCCAAUGCCUCUCCAAGUACCGCCGCCUCGCAGGUAAGCCCCCCCCCUUCCCGUCCUCCUCCCUCCUGUUACUCUCCGUACUCAUGAUUCUUUCCACUAAUUUUCAGAGUGAAGCACGUUACACGUGCCUCUCCACCUUGCUCCUUCCCUUCCCCUCUCCUCCUGCUCCGUCGCUGCUUGCAUUGCUGAAUCCGGAUCUUUCAGCCACGAAUGUUCCCUCAUUGUUUCUCGCUCCCAUGCCAUCCCACCGUAUGUCAUGUCCCCGUGCUGCUGUCUGCCGUGUCAUGCAUCUUGUCCGAGCAGGCAGUCCCCCAGUGGACGACGAUCCACCAGAGGAGGUCAUCCGCCACCUCGAAGAGUCCAUUCCCGACGCCCCUCACCCGUGCCCGUUGCUGCGGGCAGCAGCAGCGGGGCUGGCGGGCAGGGCAACGCAUGUUGCUGGUGCUACUGCGGGUGCUGCUGCUGCCGGUGCUGCCGGUGUGGCUGAGGGUGGUCCCUCCACGGCCAUUAUCCCGGUGCAUGAUACUGCCACCUCUGCAGGCGGGUUGGGGGGUGGCGAUGGGGGCCUGAGUGUGAUGCCCAAUGAUGUUCUACCCCAUGUGCUGCUCUGCGCCACUCCUCCAUCUGCAUCUGCUGCUACCUUAUUGCCGAUUCGCCCCCGUUGCAGAGUGGACGACACACGCCGCCCCUUGUCGCGCAAGGUGCCGGUGCCGUCCAGCAUGCUCAACCCCUACAGGUUCGCGGUGGUGGUGCGGUUCGUGGUGAUGAUUCUAUUCUUCAAGUUCCGAGUCACCAACCCUAACAACUCCGCCUUCCUGCUCUGGCUCGCCUCCGUCAUCUGCGAGAUCUGGUCAGUUUGGAAUCUCCUGGAUAUUCGACCAGCUGCCCAAGUGGUCGCCCAUCACUCGAGAGACCUUCCUCAACCGCCUCUCCCUCAGUGGACAUGGCUGUUCCUCAUCCCGCUCACCAUCAUCAUUGUGAAUGCAUUCGCCAUUCUGGCGGGAGUGGCGCACACCAUCAACAACUGGCAGUCCACCGACUCCUCUAUCAGCGGAUAUGGCCACCCCAUCAAGGCGCCCACCUCCAAUGCCGACCAGAUUGGUCAACUUGUCGGCCAAGUGUUCUUCUCUGUCUGGGUUCUUCUGCAUCUGUACCCUUUUACAAAGCCCGCCAUGGACGCGCGUCGCGUGUGCACGAACUUGGCGGCACUGGCGCUCGUGCUGCUCGUCGCGACACCCGAUAUCAUCUCCGAAUCGGGCUUCCAGACCACCAGCGCCGUCCCCUACCGCCGCGAGCUAAGAAAGCCCCAAGGACCGCUGCAGUACAACGUGCAGGAGACGAUGCAGCUGCUGCAGGAAUCCGCCUCGCUCGUCAACCGCGCCGCGCACCUUCUGCACGCCGAUGCCUCCCCGCUGGCCCCCUCCUUCUGGCUCCGCCCUGCAGCCGUAGCUGCGGACAGCCCCGCCGGGAAGGAUGCGCGCGCGGGGGAGGCGCGCGGGGGGCGCAAGUAUUACGUGAAUCUGGUGCAGACGGCGCGCGCGCUGCAGAACGCAGUGGUGCUGCUGCGGCAGAAGCAGCGGCGGCUGGUGAUGGGGCAGAUCAACAACGCCAUGGCCGCGAUUGACGGCGUGAAAGUCGUGCUGGUGCCGCGCGAAGAUCGCCAGGUGUUGGAGCAUCUCAACGUCGCACGGCGAUUCGCAGAGCAUGCGAAGCUGUCGUUCAUGGGGCAAGAACAGCGAGAUUGA
Molecule: messenger RNA, 1974 nt
Organism: Closterium sp. Naga37s-1
Lineage: Eukaryota; Viridiplantae; Streptophyta; Zygnematophyceae; Desmidiales; Closteriaceae
Source: the annotation of a GenBank genome assembly